This is a messenger RNA of Parathielavia appendiculata, 709 nucleotides long. RefSeq lists its product as uncharacterized. The transcript has 2 exons. Bases 93 to 611 code for a protein of 172 amino acids. The record is from RefSeq and is a predicted model, not a curated record. NCBI's taxonomy places the organism in Eukaryota, Fungi, Ascomycota, Sordariomycetes, Sordariales, Chaetomiaceae.
ACCCGAACAGAGAUACGAGAGAUACCAACACUUCGCCGAGAGCGAAUCGCACCGGCGUAAGUAAUCACCAAUCACCUACCUAAUUGAACUUGAUGCUGUCAUUUCACGGGCUCGUCAUGCAUGGCUCCAACCAACUGACAGGUCUCCGUUCCUGGGUGGCCCUCAAUGGAACUACUAUGCCACGUCCUGGCCCUGGUGGCACGACCAAGGCAGACACCUAUCGGCCACCACUACAGCUCUUCUCGCGCUUUCUCAAGACACAUGCUUUGUGGGUAGUACAGGCCCAUAUUAAUCAGGACGGUGUGAUAUCGAGCAUCGGCCUUCUGGAAGUAGAAUCGGCGUCUCUGUCCAAGCCCCUCUCGCCACUUGCAGCGUCGCCACAUACUCCGUCUCCGUCUACUCUUGGUCACUACUGGGAAGAAAAAACUGGCGGCGAGUCUUGCCUACUGGCGCUCACCCUUACUCGACCUGCUGACGCCCCUCGUGGUAGCUUCCCCAUGAGUUGGUCUGGUUGCCAACCAUCUCAUUCCCCGGGAGAUCGUUAUGCUGAGCUUCGAAAUGCACGGCGACUGCCUGACGCGCAUCCGUCUCUACGUAAAUCGCGGCUUUGAUUGCGUUGAGCUCGGCAGGGUUGGUCCACGCCCUGCCCUGACGCCGGCGAGGGGCCGACAAUCCUGCACGGUAUCGAGGCGCAGUACACUAGGAGGAG